AUGGCGCCGAGCAAAUCGCCCCAGAAGGGGACCCAAACGACAGAAGAAGGUCCCGAUGUCAUAGAAUUGUCAUCCGACUCAGAACCCGAGGUGUUUGAGAUUGAGGAUGAGGCGGAUGAGGAGCCAGAGGAGGCUCCCAGCAGCCCCGAUGUCAAUGAACAGCCAUUAUUGAAGGCCGCCGGCAUAAGGUACAGAACCAACGAAGUCGAGGAUGGGGAGCCACAGCAGAAUGACGAGCCCUUGCCACAAGGCUCAAGCAUAGCCGUGAGGGUCAAAGAUGCGGGGUCCGUCAAGCACAGACACGUCAGUAUUGAAAUACCGUUGCCCACAUCAUCAGAACUUCGGCGGAGGCAGGCAAAGGCGUCCGCCUCAAGCAGCCAAGAGAAGAACGAGGGAGAUGUAUUCAAGACCCCCAAGGAGAAGAGGCAGCACAUUACAUUUGACGACAGCGAUCACGACGAGCAAGCGGCCGCAUUGAAGCGGAAGCGGCAAGCGCGGGAUGCUUUGCUCAAGCGGCAAGCCGAAGAGAGAAAACGCGCUCAAAGACCGGCUGGCCCAGAAGACGCGUCUAAUGACGCCGGGCCCAGCGAGCAGGAUGCCACGGAAGAGCACUCAGACAAGCGGAAAAGAAGUUUGCCCAAGCUAUUACCUCUUGAACUUUUAGAGUCAGAUGACGAGGACGAUAUUUCUCAGCGACCCAGCCCUGCUCUAAACGGAAAGCACAAGCGAAUGAAGCUGGGCGGGCCAGAGCAGAGCUUGCUCCGCGAGCCCAGGUUACCUCGUGAUCAGAGGGUGGGAUCGACAGUAUUCCGGGUCGUGGCUGGCAACGGCAACGCAACACUAGCGCCCAAGGCGAGGCAACAAGCCCGCAACCUGAAGGAAACGCUCCUACGAAGAGACCGUGUACCUCAGGCUAGGGGAGGUUUCUUUGUCAAGAAGCGCUGA
Molecule: messenger RNA, 945 nt
Organism: Canariomyces notabilis
Lineage: Eukaryota; Fungi; Ascomycota; Sordariomycetes; Sordariales; Chaetomiaceae
Exons: 2
Coding region: 1-945 (314 amino acids)
Biological process (GO): rRNA processing
Molecular function (GO): snoRNA binding
Source: RefSeq, a predicted model, not a curated record